Rotaria socialis is the source of this 828-nucleotide messenger RNA. Lineage: Eukaryota; Metazoa; Rotifera; Eurotatoria; Philodinida; Philodinidae. The record is from the annotation of a GenBank genome assembly.
AUGCAUCAAAUAUCCUUAUGGCAAUUUUUAUGUAUAGUUUUUAUAUAUCGAUUGAAUGUUGGAUUGACUCUUUCAAAUUCUUCCCAUGGAACUAGUUUUACUCGUUGGACUGAAGAUGAUUGGCUUGAAACAGAUUUCUUCAUUCAAGCAAAAUUUAUGUUUAAUCGGCAACGUUAUGAAAAUAUUAUUCUUCGUACACGAAUGGCUGAAUGGUCCUUAGAAUUAUCUUAUGGCGAUAAAAAUAAUCUAAAUAAACUUUGGACAGAAUUACAUUUAUUUCUUGAUCGCCGUUAUCAUAGUAUGAGUUUCAAUGAUUCCAUAUCAGAUCAUGUUAGACACACAUGUCGUCCACCAAUUCUUUCACCAUUAACAAAUGAUUCAGCUGUGAGUAUACCUGAAUUAGCUGAAAUCGAUAAACGUAUUGCACAAUAUUUUGUAAACGAUGGUUUCUUUCGAACCAUCAAUUAUAUACAUUGCACAAUUGAUGAACGACGUCACAAUCCAUCGCUUCAUAUUCAAAUGGAUAUUUAUUUAGUUACUAAUCGUGAAUUUCGUAGUUUGAUUUAUAUUGAAAUAUCUAAUACAACUCGACAAUCAUUUGCUGAUUACCAAGCAAAAUUUUAUUUACAUAAUUAUGAACAAAAUUUUAAAUAUAAUUUUAAUGCAUCCAGUAUUAUGUAUCCGUUGCAAUCAAAUGCAUCAUUUGCUUAUAUGAUUAAAUUAUACAAUCCGAGUACACGUGCAUCUAGUGGUACGAUAAUAAUAUCUUCGAAUAUGAUAGUUACUGUAUUCAAUUUUUUUCUUAUUUCAAUAUUUUUUUGUUCAUAA